AGACGCCAUUACUUCGUCGUGUUGUUGGUGGUGGGACAUCGUCAAUCACAUCAUUCAUCAUGUUGACACCCAGGUUCGAGCUUCAGCAAGAUGAUGAAGAGGUUACGGUGGUUAUUUACGCACUUUAUGCUAAUAUCAAAGAUACCGAGGUCUACGUCGAGGGAAAUGACUUCAGAUUUUACUCAUCUCCGUAUUAUUUGAGACUCCAACUACCUGGAGAAAUCGUUGAGACUGACUCCUCCGAAGGGUCUUACGACUGCGACACUGGAAAAUUCAUCCUUAAAUUCUCAAAAGUCACCCCUGGACAGCACUUCGAGAACUUGGACAUGAUCACGACAUUGUUAGCUCCACCUAAAAAACAAAAGGGCAUCUCACCCAUGAUCGAAGUGAUUGGAAAUCCAACAGCUCAACAUGAUGGUGUUGAUCCCCUGUUGGAAGAGACAGACCAGGGGGAUGAUGACGAUUGGUUCAUCCCCCAGACGGCCGUGACUCCUGGAGUGUCUGAAAAUCUCACUGGACAACAAAAAUACGGAUUUGGGAAUAAAAUUUCUGGUGCCCUGAGGUCAUUUUGCUCCCACUGGCUCAAAGACGUCGUCGACCUGCCUCACCCUGACUCCACCCCCUCGACAGACCGACAAAUUCUUCGAGAAGCCGCCGAAAAAUUCGAUUUCAGUGAUGACCAUUACAUGGCGGACCUAGUGCACUUCCAGGACACCAUUGGACCCAUCAUGAUGUUCAAGCCCAAGUGGUAUGACUCAUCAGACGCCAUCCUGACAGAUGGUGAGAAGGACAUGCUGAAGGAGCUUCCCAACAAGGAGCACCUCCUGGAUGACGGGGAGAAGCAGGUGGUGGUUUAUGGUCUCGUGGACAUUCUCUUCGCCUCGUGCUACGAUCAUCGAGUGACACUGGGGGAGAACACGUCGGAGAGUGGAUGGACCAUUAAUAAAUUAUCUGGAACCCUAUCCUGGUUCCAGACAUAUUCCACCCUGGGGGAUGUCCUGAGGACGUCGGUGAGACGAUCGUUGUGUUAUCCCCUGUACCGUCACUGGGACCUGGCCAUGAAGGUCCUGGAGGAUGUCCAGGAGAUCCUGAAGAGGGGCAAGAUGACGAUCCUGAAGAGACUCUGCGAUGUCCACCACGUCUUCAUCCACUCGUUCGAGCCGAGGUACCUUCUGAAUUCGCUCUACAUCACGGAUUACCUCAUUUGGAUUCAACGAGCACCUGAUUCCCUCAUUCUGACCCUCGCUGAGGCACUCGAUGGUAUCAUACUGAGGAAGGAGGACAUGGGGCUGGACCUGGUGGAGCUGGAGACGGCGGUUCGACUUGUUCAAGAGGAGGAGAAGGGAGUGGGGAACGGUGAUGACGUCCCUGAGGAACGUAAUCUGAUAAUUGGGAAUUCAAUUCAUGAUGUGGUGGAGGAACUUGAUAGGAUUCACCUGGGGGUUGGUGAGAGUGGUGGUGAUGAUUCGGAUACGGAUUCUGAUGAUACGAGCUCGGGGAGUACGUCGACGUGGACUAGUUGUAGCUGGCCGAGUGAUACCUCCAAUCUGUCGAGUGAUGGAUCCAGUGGGACUAGUGAGGGAUCCCGUGGGACUAAUGAGGGAUUCCGUGGAACUAGUGAGGAAUACAGUCGGACUAGUGAUGGAUCCCGUGGGACUAGUGAGGGAUCCCGUGGGACUAGUGAUGGAUCCAGUGGGACUAGUGGACCUCUGAUAGUGGAGAUCAAUAGUGAUGAUUCCAGUGAUGCAGAUUUCUGAGGGGAGUCCAGGGGAUCGAUGUUGUACUGCCGACAGUGUGCCGACAGUGCGCCAACAGUGCGCCGACAGUGCGCCGACAGUGCGCCGACAGUGCGCCAACGGUGCGCCGACAUUGGUAAUAAGAUAACUUUGAUGAUGCGGUUGUUUAUGGGCUCUCAGUGAUUACCUAUUGGAAUUCAAAAUGGCGGAUUUAUGGCAGCCAGUGCAGGUGGUUUAUCGUAAUUUAUAAUAGAUGACACUGAGGUGAGUGUUGGUGGUACUCAGGCAGGCCAGUAGAUGGCAAUGGCCUCCCCAACAGAUCACUCGAUAGUGACUCGAUAGCAUGUGGAUUAAUUAAAGUGUUAAUUACGUUGGUGUCUAGACAAAUGUGUCUAGAUCCCUUUCGUUGAUUCAAAUAAAAUUAUUGACUUUUA
This is a messenger RNA of Diachasmimorpha longicaudata, 2170 nucleotides long. RefSeq names its product protein SHQ1 homolog. The transcript is spliced from 4 exons. Bases 60 to 1757 code for a protein of 565 amino acids. Gene Ontology annotation, biological process: box H/ACA snoRNP assembly. Gene Ontology annotation, cellular component: cytoplasm; nucleoplasm. NCBI's taxonomy places the organism in Eukaryota, Metazoa, Arthropoda, Insecta, Hymenoptera, Braconidae. The record is from RefSeq and is a predicted model, not a curated record.